Molecule: messenger RNA, 4415 nt
Organism: Syngnathus typhle (broad-nosed pipefish)
Lineage: Eukaryota; Metazoa; Chordata; Actinopteri; Syngnathiformes; Syngnathidae
Product: calsenilin-like
Exons: 11
Coding region: 2073-2831 (252 amino acids)
Biological process (GO): negative regulation of transcription by RNA polymerase II; regulation of potassium ion transmembrane transport
Cellular component (GO): voltage-gated potassium channel complex; nucleus
Molecular function (GO): potassium channel regulator activity; RNA polymerase II cis-regulatory region sequence-specific DNA binding; calcium ion binding
Source: RefSeq, a predicted model, not a curated record
CUUUAAGGACUCGGAACAUCUGUGCAGCAAACAUCUUUGUGCUGUGUUAUUACUCACUGACACAUAAUGACAGGCCAAUGGAGGAAAACUGGCAGUCAGCAUGCGUGUGUGAGAAGUUGCUUAGUUCCCAUCCUGUCCUCGUGCGUGGGAGUACAUUGAAGGGCGGUAACGAUAUUGUUUACUGGGAGCCCAAUGGUCAUUAAACGUGUCACGAGAAAAUAUAUUUAUUUGACCGCUACAAGUCAUUGGAGACAAAUGAGGAUGAUGACUUUGUCCCCAUCAAACGUGAAAGUGGCAACAAUGCUGGACUUUCUUUGUGGGCUUUUUAAGAAGCGUCAAAUAGUGCUGUGUUUCUUGAAAUCCUUUUAUUUCAUUUGUUUUAUGUUGAAUUCAGAGUAGUCUUUUUCAAAAUAUAACUUCUCCCAUAGUUAUCUCAGUGAUCACAUUCCUGUCGACUCUCCUUUCUCUGCUGCUCCAAGUUUCCAAGGAAACAACAUAUUAUGAGGUAUGCCAUUGUGUUUUUGUAAUUGCCUUUAUUCUGCCUAGCAACAAGCAGCCACACAAACAAGUGGUGACCAGCAGGAAGAAUCUGACAAAUUCUUUUGUUUGACUACAUCAUAUCUACAAAUUUCUAUUUUCUGCUCAUUUAUAUUUUCUGUUUGUUUGUUUUUUAUAUGUUGUGGAGUUUAUCACACGGAAAAGAAAUUGGGACAAUUACUGUGUUAGCCUAUCUAUGCUAUUUUAUUUCAUUUAAGACUUUAAUAUUUUGAAUGAUGAAUGCAUUGGUGUGGUGGGUGAACACUAGCGACAUCUAGUGGACAAAGACUUUUUGUCUUCAUUGAAACUAACGAACAUUUUAACCUUAAAAUUGUGAGGCAGACAUCCCCGUUUUGCUCACAUUAUUUUGCAUGGAAAAUUUAAUGUUUUAUUGGCACACAUCCAACAACCCCCCCACUAGUCAAUUUAUCUUGAAUAAUUAAAAUAAUCAGCUUUAUAAUAAGUGAAGAAGUGCAUACAGCUAAUUAUUCCGUAACCUUCUGAGGUGCCUGAUAAAGUGGGAAAGAAAUGAGAACUUUGGAGCUGUUAAUUAAGUCAGUGGACAGAUUAUGGCUUUGGAGUUAAUUAAAAAAAAAAUAUUCGUAUUCCUGUGUGCUCCACCUCGCAGGUCAUUGCGGUAUUAUGUUUUUUUUCUACCAUUUUUAGGUUUUAUCACAUUUUGAGCAAAUUGCUCAAAGAAUACUCAGCCAAAAAGUAAAAUUACAAGCAAUUUUUCAGAGAUAAACAUUGCCUGAAAAGAAAAAACACUGCCUUCAGUGUUCAGAACAAUGACACAGUCACUUUUUAAUAAAAUCCCAUUUUCCCAUGAGCUCAUACAUGAAGAAUAUUACUUCUUAAUCCUAAAUCCUUUUUUCUCAUUGUUAGUUAGAGGCAAAGAUUCUGUGCAGACAGUGUUUUGCUUAUAAAUGCUUUAUUUUAAAUAUGGUUCUAAGAAAUAAAAAUGACUUGACAUAUUUGUGGUAUGGCGACCGAGAGUGCAAAUGUGUGGGCAGGGCAAUGCAACAUUUAUGCAGGCGAAAAUAAGAGCAGCACUGUCACACGCGUGUCUGCGUGCAUGCACAUUCACCGCCAAACUCUGAAAUUGGAGGCGCUCUGGAACUUGUCAGGCUAAAAAUAUCACCGGCGUUUGCAUCAGGGGAGGUGGGCCAUGUUGCAAUUCUGGAAAGCAUCUUUAAAAUUUUAGAGUGCUGCACAUUAAGUCUAAUAUGGAAAAGUUUGACUUUCACAAGUAGGAGAAACCUUCAUAUUUUCUUUUCAAGCAUCAUGCCUGCAGAUAUAUUAAAAGUCCUUUUUUUUUUAAUUUCCUCAGAGAGGCACAAGUGAACUCAGACCUAAUCAAAUUGGAUUUCAUAAGAUACUGUAGGUCACCAUGCAAACAGUACAACAAAUUCCUCCACCUCCCUCCCUCCCUCCCCUGAAUCCUGCAGAGCUUCAAUCAAUCCAUCCUAUGCUGAACUCAGCUCACCGAGGAGAAUCUGUAGAGCAUCGCAACAGCAAAGCGGGAAACAGCCAUCAUGCAGGCACAAGGCAAGGAGGUGGAUGGCGGUCUGCUGCCUGAUGGGAAAGAGCCGGCCGGACAAGCUGAGGGCUCAAAGUGGGAGAAACCCAAGUUCUCACGAAAAUCUCUCAUGAGGUGCUGUCUGGUCAAGUGGAUCAUCGCUAGCACCACUCAACAAGGGCCAGACAGCAGCGACUGUGACCUCGAGCUCUCCAUGGUACGUCAUCAACCCGAAGGCCUUGAGCAGCUCCAGGCGCAGACCAAGUUCACCAGGAAGGAACUUCAGUCCCUUUACAGAGGCUUUAAAAAUGAAUGUCCCAGUGGGCUUGUGGAUGAAGAAACGUUCAAGACCAUUUACUCGCAGUUCUUUCCUCAAGGAGAUGCCACCAUGUAUGCACAUUUCUUGUUCAACGCUUUUGACAUGGAUAGAAGCGGCGCCAUCCGAUUUGAGGACUUUGUGGUGGGCUUGUCCGUGCUGCUUCGAGGAUCGGUGACAGAAAAGCUGCGCUGGGCCUUUAAUCUCUAUGAUAUCAACAAAGAUGGCUACAUCACUAAGGAGGACAUGUUGGCAAUAAUGACUUCCAUUUAUGACAUGAUGGGCAGGUACACCUUACCGAGCGUACGAGAAGAUUCCCCAUAUGAACAUGUGGAGAAAUUCUUUCAGAAAAUGGAUCGGAACCGUGACGGCAUGGUGACCAUCGAUGAAUUCAUAGAAACUUGCCAAAAGGAUGAGAGUAUUAUGUCUUCCAUGCAACUUUUUGAAAACGUCAUCUAGCUUCAGACGGAGGAAUGUGGAAACGCCUCAGAACCUUAGAAAUCACCGUAGGUUUUCUUUUCCCCCCAAAUAUAGUAGCCGUACUCGACUGUAGAGAAUACCACGUGCCAAUUAGAAGUCAGUUAGGACAGGAAGGCUUUAUUUUUAUUUUUAUAAAUUAUAUUAGAUUUGUAUCAUUUCUUUGACAAAUAAAUAAUGACACUUAAUUCAAAUGAAUUACAAUGUAACGUUUUGUCUGUAUGAUUUAACAAGUCCAAGCUGUUCAUCUAGCCAUAGCUCUAUCUAAUAAAAAGUAGUGCUUUGCCGCCGUCUUGUAGCAUCUUCUAAAUUAUAAACCGUUUUUUAGGUGACUUACAAAUUCAUACUUAUUAUGAAACACCAUUUUAUGCAGUCUAUGUUGUGACAAAGGAGCUUCACAUAGUUAAGUCAUGUGAACAAGUGUGUGUCUGUCACAAGUUUCCCCUCAAAGGAAACGGGAUCUUCCACACUCUUAGGAAAAGUGGAGAAAAAAACAAAACAAAGACAGAGUUGAGUGAUUUCACUGGACAGAAAUGUCUGUUAACAAUCAUCGCUGUUGUUUUACAUCCUCUGGACGCUUUUACUUUCUUGUGCAAAACAUGCCGUGCAAAUGGGUUCUUAGUCAUUGCUGUCUGCUGUGUUGUAUAGAAUGAAUCGCAGGCCCUGAAGCUACUCAAGCACUCUGUGUGAUUAUGAAGAAAGAGUUUCAAAAAGUCAGCUUGUUGUUUUUCAAAGAGGGGAUGUCCAGUAGAAAGUCGAUACAAACCUUGUUGAAAUACGUUUUUAUUUUAAUUGUCAUAAUAUGCAAUUUACCGCUAAAAGCAUGUCAGUAGAGUUGCGUGUUGUUGUCGACAAACAAACGCGUGUGGUGUUGCACCGUCCGCUUAUGUGCUGAAUAAUGGCACAUGAGCGUUGGGAGGUCAGCAAAAAUCAUUCAACCUGUACUGUAUUAUUCAUCUCGGGCCAAUAGGGACACGUAGGGGGAGGGGCUUAGCUCUUGUUGGUAUGGAAUUAAUUAUGAACACAGCACCUUCUGGAUCAAAUGGAUGGGCCUCAUCAUUGCAUCCUCAGAGCGGGACUCCACGAGAAGGACCUCUAGAUUGUGAUGACAAGCCAGCAAAAGCUUGCGUCACUGUGGCUCUUGUUGCUGCUCAUCGUAGCACUCUCCUCAGCUGCGCAGUCCACUUCCAGUAAGCGUGGCGGAAAAAGCAACAAGGCGCCUGCCUCAAAGGGUCACGGCCUCCCUAAGAAUGGUCUGAAGUGGGCGGGGACAGCGACCGGCAUGCUGGGCGGUACAGGGACGGGAUAUGGACUGGGUUUCCUCGGGAGGCCCAAGCAGGGGUCCAGGGGGCCCGGCGGCCACAAAAAGGAAUCCAGCGAGCGUUACGGCGGCCAAGGGCAAAUGUUUCGCAAUCAGUCGAGGUGGAGGGCUUUUCUGAAGGCGGAAGCGCCUGCCCACCUGAGUAACCGCUUCCUUAUGCUGGGACAUACACUCACCUUCCUCACAGGGAUUUGUAUGAGCGCACUUUGACCUGGUGGAAAUAGAAUAAAAGUUUGCAAAUGAUA